GCCCUCGCCGUCACUUCGACUCCACCCCUGUGAUCGCGAUCAGCGUUCGAUGCCGCAGAAGAGGCUCCGCCGCCGCCGCAGGAGGUCUCCUCGCCGGCGCCGUGGUGAAGAAGGCGCAUCUUUAUCUGCCCCCCUUGUCGAAUCGGAUAGCAGCAGCAGCACGACUUUCUGCACACGGGCGCCCGAACCCCUCGACGAGCAGCCGGACGCCCGGCCGGCUCGCGAGUACGAGUCGAGGUACCAUGAGAUCCUCACCUCGCGCCUCGCCGAAUUGCAGUUACCAGCCUGCCCGGCCCUGGACGACGGCGACAGCCCAGAUCUUCCUUCGGAUGAAAUUGUGGAAGCCCUGACCCGUACUAGUUUCUAUGAUGAUGAGCUGCGGGCUGCUAUGGUAGAAUACCAAAUCCAGAAAUUCCUGGUCGAACCCCACGGACCAGAUGUCCAGGCAGUAGAUGGAGAUUCUGGAGAGGACUCCGGCGUUGGCAUCACCGAUGAGCAAUUCGUCAAAUACUCCGAAGAGCUGAAGGCUCGCAGCAGUGCUGAAAUUGACGCUGACACUAGACUGAAUCAAGAGCAGUUCAACAGACUCCAUGUCAAGUUAAUUCGUUAUCGCAUCAAAGCUUGCCUGCUGUUGAAACGAAAGCAUAUCGACGAGCUAGACGACACUUCAUUGGAACGCAAGUACCCUAUUGAGCUUGCCUUGGGGGAUAAAGACUUAUCCCCUUACCUGGAAGAUGGUGCCUUUGGCUGGUAUUUCGACUCCGACCUCUGCUUACUUGCAUCCUUGAGCGAUUACCAGCGGCUUGUCCUUCCUAACUGUACUUGGAGUGAGUAUGAAAGCUUGAGUCAAUACAUAGCGUUUUAUAACACCCCUGAAGUUGAUAGAGAUUAUGUCCUAUACUGGGAAAACAUGGUCAAGGAAAUUAAGUGGCUUGAAAAUCAUAUUCUUAAAGAAGAUACUCCGGAGUGGGAUCAAAUCUGUCACAAAGGUUUAUACCAAGCAAUUAGGAUUGCUGCUGAGCUCCCCAACAUUAAUUUCGGUCUAGCAUAUCAUGGUUUCAUGGAGUAUAUAUGGAGAACUCGCUUUUAUGUCGUGUUUGUGAAAGGUCUUGACCGUGCCUACUUUGAGAUUUGGAAGCGGGUUACUGGGCAGCAGAUGUGUUUCAGAGAUGCUCUGCAGGAAGUUUGCAAUGACAAUUUGGUACCAUCGCGCCAACACACUUUGAAGGCCGAGCUGCAGCGACCUGGAGGGUUCUUGCAAGUGGAGCGACAAGUCCGCCGGUGCACAGAGGGCAUUAGUAAGGAAAUUCCGGAUUGGAUAGCCCAAGAGCGGGUUUCUCAGGAAGUUAGAUUCAAGCGCGCGUUGCCAAAGACAUAUGCGCAGUAUGCGAGGAAGAAGCUCAAGGUUGCAGAAGCCAUAGGAUUGAUUCCCAAGGCCGAUAUACCAGUGUAG
Triticum aestivum (bread wheat) is the source of this 1453-nucleotide messenger RNA. RefSeq lists its product as uncharacterized. Lineage: Eukaryota; Viridiplantae; Streptophyta; Magnoliopsida; Poales; Poaceae. The transcript has 10 exons. The coding region runs from base 50 to 1453 and encodes 467 amino acids. The record is from RefSeq and is a predicted model, not a curated record.